Cantharellus anzutake is the source of this 1077-nucleotide messenger RNA. RefSeq lists its product as uncharacterized. The transcript has 6 exons. Bases 138 to 953 code for a protein of 271 amino acids. Gene Ontology annotation, molecular function: oxidoreductase activity. The record is from RefSeq and is a predicted model, not a curated record. Lineage: Eukaryota; Fungi; Basidiomycota; Agaricomycetes; Cantharellales; Hydnaceae.
UGCGACAGUGCUGCAUGAGACGUCCUUUAUAUAGGAUAUGUCGAACCUCCUGGCUAACCCUAGAUCUCCUUUAAUUGCCUCUCUGGGUACCCAGUCUCUUAUACGUCUUAUCCACUCCCGUCCUUCACUAAGUCACCAUGAGUAUCUUUGAGGAUGGCCCCGAAGACCGAGUAUGCCUUGCGAAGGUCACUCUGAAAGACAUACACGCCGCUAUUCCAAAGCACUUGUGGAAGAAGAGCAUCCUUAAAGGCAUUGCAUGGACUCUGCGUGAUGUCGCACUUUGCACGGCCUUCUACCAGGUAAACUCGUACAAAUCCACUGGAUCAAUGGAGCGCGAUGAAAACUAUGUACCCAAGACCCGCUCAGAGCUCAAGAUGGCGGAUGAGAAGACGAUGAAGCGCAAGGACUAUGCCGAGAUUUUCGAGGAGACUCCUCUGUGGACCUUGACACGGAUGGUCAUCAUGCAAACCAUCGGCUGGAACUUAUACCUCACCUACAACACCCUCGGCUCUCCCGUGUACCCUGAAGGAACAAACCACUGGUUCCCGUCCUCUCCUCUUCCGAAAUACUACUUCAUUCCAUAUAUCUGGACUAACCAUUGGAUCGUCAUGGACACCUGGACUUUCCUGCGCGGUGCGGCCACGACGAUCGAUCGUCCCCUUAUGGGAUGGCAGGGACGUUUCUUCUUGCACAACAUCUCGCAUGACCACGUCGCACAUCAUUUCUUCAGCAGCAUUCCUUUCUGGAACGGCCCCGAGCUUACGAAGCAUGUCCGAAAGGCUCUUGGUGACGAUUAUAACAGUGAUUCGACUAACACCUGGAGGGCUUUGUACCGUAGCUUUGUCAACUGCGAGUUCGUCGAAGAUGAAGGCGACAUUAUCAUGUGGAAGAACCGCCAAGGCGAGCAGCUUCGUAGGGUUGCGGCUGAUCCCACUGGUGCCUCCGACGAGUAGAAAUUUCCGCGCGUCUGUAUGAUUUAUUCCCAUCGCAUAACUCACGUCGUAUCGCACAAAAUCGGAACUCCCUACCAUAACGCACAAUUAGUUGCUUGUAUUUUCCCGAAAUGAAAAUAUUUAC